Messenger RNA from Mytilinidion resinicola, 1698 nucleotides. Its product is annotated as uracil-5--methyltransferase. Gene Ontology annotation, molecular function: tRNA (uracil(54)-C5)-methyltransferase activity, S-adenosyl methionine-dependent. The transcript has a single exon. Gene Ontology annotation, biological process: tRNA processing. NCBI's taxonomy places the organism in Eukaryota, Fungi, Ascomycota, Dothideomycetes, Mytilinidiales, Mytilinidiaceae. Bases 1 to 1698 code for a protein of 565 amino acids. The record is from RefSeq and is a predicted model, not a curated record.
AUGGCUUCUUCGGCUGCUGAGGUGGGUCCUGUUGAGAGCAAUGGCUCAAAGAAGAGAGCUCCAGAUGGAGAAAGGGGGUCAUACCGAUUCAAGAACAAGAAGAACAAGACCGGAAAUAUCCUCACAACCACCGGUUCAAACGAGGAAGUACUUCUAGCUGACGUGCAGACAUUGUUGAAGAAGCACACACUCGAAGACUCUUCGACAGACGCCGAAAAUGGAAAAUCUGAAUCAUCUCUCCCAGAACGCUUAUCAGAAGUUGAAGUUACUGUGGCAGAAAUUUCAUCUACUGGAGAUGGCCUUGCGCUAUCACCGGACUCUAAACAUGUCUACGUGGUGCCUUUCACAGCUCCUGGCGAUGUCGUCAAAGCAAAAAUCUUCAAGCAUACCCCGAAUCAUCAUUAUUCCCUUGCAGAUCUUAUUAAAGUAGAGAAGCCGUCUCCUCAUAGGGAUGACUCCCUCAUCAAAUGUCCGUACUUUGCAUCUUGUUCUGGCUGCCAGUUUCAGAUGCUGCCAUAUCAAUAUCAACUGGCGCAUAAAAAGACCAUUGUGGAAAAGGCGUAUCAGCAAUUUUCUAAUUUGACGCCUGGAAUUGUCCCUCCCGUGGGAGAUACCAUUGGGUCGCCGCUUCAGUAUGAGUAUCGGACGAAGCUUACGCCGCAUUUCGAUGGACCUCCCGACUCACGGCGAAGUGACGGAAGAAAAGGGAUCAAACGGUCCUUCAAAGAGGUCCCUCCCAUCGGCUUCAUGAAAAAGGGCACGAGGAUAACAAUCGAUAUCGAAGACUGUCCUAUUGGAACCGAAGCCGUGCGAAAAGGGAUGAAGAGUGAGAGGAAACGUGUUGCGAACCAGAUCGACACAUACAGGAAAGGAGCCACAAUUCUUCUUCGAGAAGACACCAAGCGGAUAGCGAAGAGCGAAUUCAACGCAGAAGAAGCGAAGGAGUCUGCCGAAAAGAACGGUGCUGUCAUCGAGGACCGCGGAGACUACAUCCACGAGAAAACAUGCAUCACGGAUCAAAACGGGAAAUCCACAGAAUAUAUCGAUAACUUCGCCUUCAUAAACCCGGCCGGCGCGUUCUUCCAGAAUAACAAUUCGAUUCUUCCCACGUUCACCUCAUACAUACGAGAUCACAUCCUACCGCCCGACCAACCGGACCACAAGAUCAAAAACCUCAUCGACGCCUAUUCGGGUAGCGGUCUAUUCACCAUCACGCUCUCCUCCCUCUUCACCCACUCGCUCGGCAUCGAUAUUUCGCCCUCUUCAAUCGAGUCCGCCGUAUCCAACGCCCGCCUAAAUGGGCUUCCGGAAUCGCAAGCCAACUUUAUAGCAGCAGACGCUGCGAAUCUAUUUGCAAGCAUUGAGUCGAAUGCAGACGAGACAGUUGUGGUCAUCGACCCACCUCGGAAGGGCUGUGAUGAGAGCUUCCUACGGCAGCUACUUAGGUACAGCCCUGCUAGGGUGAUAUACGUUAGCUGCAACGUGCAUACGCAGGCUAGGGAUGUUGGAGUUCUAGUGGGAGGCAUGAAGGAUGUUGACGGAGGGUUUGGACCUGGGAAUGGCGUCUACGAGAUUGAGAGUCUUAGGGGCUUUGACUUCUUCCCUCAAACCGGUCAUGUGGAGGGUGUUGCGGUCCUAAGGAGAAAUGCGGCCGAAGAUAAGGCUGAUACCAAGGGAAAUGAAGCUGCAGGAAGCUGA